Messenger RNA from Plasmodium coatneyi, 3381 nucleotides. RefSeq names its product E1-E2 ATPase/hydrolase. NCBI's taxonomy places the organism in Eukaryota, Apicomplexa, Aconoidasida, Haemosporida, Plasmodiidae. Gene Ontology annotation, molecular function: P-type divalent copper transporter activity; copper ion binding. The coding region runs from base 1 to 3381 and encodes 1126 amino acids. Gene Ontology annotation, cellular component: membrane. The record is from RefSeq and is a predicted model, not a curated record. The transcript has a single exon. Gene Ontology annotation, biological process: copper ion homeostasis.
AUGGCAAAAAGUGUUUUGCUCCUUAGUAACAUAAACAGUAGUGUGAAAAGUAAGAUAACUUCUUUGCACAUAGAAGAGGUAGAUGGGGUAGAGGAGGUCACUUUCGACGAGAACUCUGCUUCCAUAUUGUUCAAUGACAGUAUAAUUGAUGCGAACAGGUUAGUAGCAAUUAUAAACAGUAGCAAAAAUAUGGAUGGAGAGUUCCAAGAGGAAGAUAAAGUAGAAAAGGACAACACACUGAACGAAUUCGUUCAUGGUGAAAAUGUCGAAGAUGUAAACACGUUUACUUUUUAUCCGAAGGGAAAGAAGACAAAAGGUAAUCACCACAAUAGUUAUGCUAAAAAUAUCAAUUUGGGAAAAAAUAUGGAUGAAGGGGUGAACUCGAGGGGGAUACCCGAUGGGGAUGGAUAUGUGACUUUAGAAAAUGCAUUUGGCGUUGGUGAAGGCGUUGAUAAGCACGUUCACGGUGGUGACAGUGGUGAAAAUUUGGGGCAUGAAAAAAUAAGCCGACAGUUUAGCAGUGGAUAUGCCGGGAGUUACUGUGAAGAGGGGUAUCAAGAAAUUUAUAGGAAGGGCAUGGAUGAUGGGCUAGGUGACGGAUUUGGUGGUAAUGUGCAUGAUAUGCAGACCGGUCAGUGUCCUGGUGAGCGCCCUGCUAACGUUACGGAUAACAUCUUGAGGGAUGCUCAUAACGGAAGAGGAGGCAAAAAUGCGCAUGCGGCCAACAAGGCAGAAGUGGAAGGUGAACACGGAAGUGAUAAAAACCCCCUCCAUAGCGAAAACUUCAAUACCCUCCAGUCGGUUACCCAAACCAAAAGGAGCAAGCAGCAUGGUAAGAAGCAGGAGAUGGACCAAUCGAACCGUCAAUGCGCAAGGAAGGACGGGUGCAAGGAGGCACAGUUACGUAAGGGAGAUUCACUCCAAAGUGAAAGAAGCCGAAGAGGAAACAUCUUCCAAGAUUACGAAACGUACAGAGGGAAAAAAGAAAAUAUAUACAUUUGCGAAUUGAGAAUUUACAACAUGACCUGUGACAAUUGUGGAAAUAAAAUUAUCAAAUUUUUAAAAGACAAAAAUUUAAUCAUGGAUGGAAAUAGUUUCGCAACAGAUAGUAAAGUCAAGUUAAAGUUGAACGUGUCUUCUGAGGGGGAUUCUUAUAACCCCAGCAUCGGUUUCAACUACCAAGGUAGCGAUAACAAUAGUGUAAAAAAUUUUGUGAACAAAAUAAUGAAUGAAAUAAAGGACAGCGGAUUUAAUAACGACUUGAUAGAUUUGUACAAGGAUGAAGAUAACCAAAGUAACGGCAUCCUCUUUGACAUAACUUUGUAUGUAUUUAGGGACGACGUGAUUAAGGCCUAUGACUUGUUGAAAAAUAUGAAGGGAAUUAAAAAUGUAGAAUAUGAUGUGCGGCAUGAGUAUGUCUACAUUUUGUAUAACCCAGAUGUGGUCGGAAUUAGGUUCAUUUUGGAAUGCUUAAAAAAGAAGAAAAAUAUCGACGCUUACUAUGAUGAAGAUAAGGAAAAAUUUUUUAGAAGCACAAAAAAUAACGAAAUGAAUAAUUCUCGUAAAUUAAUUGAACUUUUGUGUUGCUUUUUUUUGAGCAUUGUCAUUAUAGUGCUUAAUAAUUACCAAAUGAAUAUGGGUUCAAUGAAUGGCUUCUACUCCUAUGGUAAUUACAAGAAUUACGUGAAUAUGCUUAAUUUUUUCAACUUCAAAAAUGGGAAAGGUGAUUUUGGGGGGGAGAACAAUUUUUCCUUCGGUCCCUCUUUCACCGAACGGUAUUUUCCACAUGGGGAAGAGGAGGGAAUGACCACGACGGGUGGAAGUGCAUCUACACGCGUUUUCACUUCCGAUGUGGAGGGCAACUCUAGAAAGGGGAAGUUCCAGGAGGUUGCACCAAGUGAUGGGAAGGAAGGCAAGGGGGAAGACAACUCGACCAUCGUGAACCCCGAAAACAUAAAUGUUAGGAUGGCUCAGGGUAAAGAAGUUGGUAAGGGGGUGGACCAUUUGGAGGAAGGGGCCGCAGAAGUGGAAGAUGGAGAAGGACUCCACGCUGCAGAUGACAAAUCUGGAGAGAAAAACACGAAGGCGAAACAAACGAAAGAACGCGGGAAGGAUAGAUUAUUCCCGUCUGACAAAAUACAAUUAAAAACAUAUGAGGAAAAUGGUGUGAAUGAUGAGGAAGGAGUGGAGGAUGCCGUGGGAAAGAAGGCGCACACUUCGAAGAAGAUUAUUCCGAACUCUAACUACUUUCAGAAGGCGUCUUCAAAUGGUGGACAUAUUAAGAAGGGGAGUAUGACCGAGAUUGGCGAGGUGGAUUUUUUGUUUGACUUUCGACGGGAUGACAAGCAGAAAGAAGAGGUAAAUGGAGGAAAACGUGCAGGAACGUCUAACGAUGUAGCAGCGUCCGCUGAAGGGGCUGUUCUCAGGAAGGACCCUCAUCCCAGGGGAGAAUCCGUUGCACAUUUUCAUGCCCGCUUCAGCAGAGGUGCAAGCGCAAAGGGGAAGACCGUAAAUUCGGGAAAAGAAGUGAAAAUGGAAUCGGCCCAAGAGGGAAACAUUAAAGAAGAGGAAGAAGAACAAAGUGGUAAAAUGGCAAAAGGGAGUACCAAGGAGGAACAAUUAUUAAAAAGGGAAUCCAUUUUUUAUGAGAACAAUUUAAACAGUAGUAUGGCCAAUACGUCGUCAAGCACGUAUCUGGACAAUAAAAUAUUUGGAAACCUGCCGCUCAGGUUAUUCUUUAUUUUUUUGCUAAGCUCCAUUGUUUACCUUUAUUUCGGAUUUCAUUUUGUUUUAAAUGGAUACAAGAAUUUUAAGAAUGGAAUAAUAAGCAUGAACGUUUUAAUAUCCAUCAGUUCCUCGUUUUCCUACUUUUACUCCCUGCUGCUUUUGCUCUUCUGUUUGUUUUUUUCUGUUGACAUGGACGGAAUUCCACUCUACUUCGACUCGUCCGCUUUGCUAAUAUGUAUAAUGAAAUUAGGGUUCGAAAUUGAAAACUUCUUAGUCAGUUUUACGAAAAAGAAAAUAGAAGAUUUGUAUGAGAGGAACACCAAUCAAGUAUACAUCCUGGAGAAGAGGAAUGACAAAACGGAAGAUACCCAGUUAAAGAAGCAGAUAAGUAAUUGUACGGUUAGCAGUUUGCAAAAUGGGAAAGACAAUGGGGCAGCACUUUGUCAUAGCAACUCGAGUGACAAUCGAAAUGUGUCCCACAGUGGACAUGGAUAUAUGUCUCCUGUUGGAAGUAGUGCACUGUCUGACCUUUGCAAAAAUAGUUCUCAGUUUUCAAAGGGAGAGUUUAAGAUAGAGGAAGGAAUGGGUGGAGGAGCAGGAGAUGAUUCCCCCAGCAAGAGGCAGAUCCUCCCCCCCAUGAACGAAAAGGAGUAG